AUGUCGGAGAGCUGUACGCCUAAACAUGACUGGUUCACGGCAACACUGACGUUUGGUCUUUGUACUGGCCUCGUCAUUUCCUAUGUGCCCCAACACUUGAGAAUCAUACAGAAACGCUCUUCAGAAGGUUUCAGUCCUUGGUUUCUAUUGUUGGGCAGUACAUCGUCUGCCUCGGGGUUGCUGAACAUGGUGACGAUGCAAUGGGGCAUCGUCCGAUGUUGUCCAUUCUUUACUUUUGGAACCUGCCUCGAAAUGACAGCUGGCGUCAUUCAGGUCGGUCUGCAAUGGGCCAUGUUUACGUUUAUAAUGGUUCUAUACAUGAUAUACUAUCCCCCCCAUCUCAAAUACUUGGAGAUAGAUAUCGACGCGCACAAUUCCCGCCCGAUACAUAGGAGAGUGAAGACGCCAACACUUACUUCUGAGUGGAGCCAAUCAAUAGUGCUCAGUUGGAUCACGGCGGCUCACUUUGUAAUAAUAACGUUCACGACCUUUUUCCUCCUUCUCACGUCACCUGCCCCGUCAGCAUCUCCUCCCAUCGACCCCUUCACGCCACCGGAGCACAUGGACAAAACGUUGGCUAAUUGGGCUACUUUUCUUGGUAUUUCCUCAGCACUCCUCGCGGCUAUCCAAUAUGCGCCUCAAAUAAUACACACUUGGCGCGCGCGGCUGGUCGGUGCACUUAGUAUUCCGAUGAUGCUGAUUCAAAGCCCUGGUGCCGUGUUAAUGGUAUUAAGUAUCGCGCUGAGACCCGGCACAAACUGGACUUCAUGGAUAACCUUUGCUGUUGCUGGAAUGAUGCAAGGGACUCUCCUGACGCUUUGCAUCGUGUUUAAGAUUAGGCAACGCAGGCUCCACAUAGACGACUUUGGUGAGCCGUUAACCCCGCUACAGCAAUACUCUCCUCUGCCUGAAGGGAUGCCCGGGCUUGUCAUUGGUGAAGGCGAAGAUGAGGUCGCCGUGAGGGUCGCUCUGGCAAGCGAACUGGAGAGUGCGGUCGAAACCGACGUCAGAUCAGCAGGGGUAAGGCCCGUGCUAGAAAUCACUGUCAGGCCCAGGUCAGGGGAAAGGGAACCGCUACUGGGAGAGCAGAGCAGCAAGAGUACAGAGGAUGGGAAGUCAAGUGGGUGGUUUGGCUGGGGGAGGUAG
Messenger RNA from Guyanagaster necrorhizus, 1146 nucleotides. RefSeq lists its product as uncharacterized. The record is from RefSeq and is a predicted model, not a curated record. The transcript has 9 exons. Gene Ontology annotation, cellular component: membrane. The coding region runs from base 1 to 1146 and encodes 381 amino acids. Lineage: Eukaryota; Fungi; Basidiomycota; Agaricomycetes; Agaricales; Physalacriaceae.